AUGGGACUCAGUGGGGAAGCGGUUCCGCACCGUUAUUGCGGAAUAAUAUUGUGUUCGAAUUGUCCCCUUGGUUAUUCUACUUUAUUUUGCGACCUUUUUUCUAUUGAACCAUUUGCACCUGUUUCGCUUAUACCGCUCGUCAUUAUUCGCAACAUCAGUGUUGCGUCUGCUAGCCUAACUUGGAUCGCUGCUGUUGUGCUCGGAGUUUUGCUUCUCAUCGUUGUGGUCGCUUUGACGAUUUGGCUUUUCACCAGGGAUCGGGGUGAAACUUAUAAAUUAUACGAGAAGGAACGUGCUCACGGAAAUGACCCGAUCCAAGAAAUUAAGGAAACUGAAGGAUUCAAAACAUAUCAGAGACAAGAAGAGCAGCCAAUCGCCUCCAGUCGUUACUCUCUCAAUGACGGAAGCCUGCACGUGGGGUCCGAUGAAGACGGCGAGCUGGAAGAAUAUGACAAGGACUACAACGAACAAGGCUCUUUCAUUCACGAUUACGCCGCAGAUCCCGCUUUGUCCCGCCCCAUCUUCGAUUCCCCGUCGCUUGAAAUAUCCGCUAACGGCCCGCGACGCCCUGGGCAAAGUCAUCCGGUUGUAUAACUUUACGGCGCCUCUUUGACUUUCCUUCUCCAAUUCCCGUUUCGCUACACCACUUCUCCCGACUCUUACGCUGACAAUUCGUACUGAGGUUGCGUUGCCAACUCGUCUGAUUAACACUGGACCCGUUUCCAUGCUGCUCCAUCUACUCGAAGCACAAAAUCAAAUUUACUUAAGCGCUACUUUCACCCCACCCUCAUUCCUUUGUUACCUGAACUACGCUCGAUCACCGCUUUGGCUUACAUUGCUACGUUACACCGCUACCAUCUCUUUAUACCUGUUGUUACCCCGGUAACCAUACUUCCUGUUCGCAUAUCGCGAUCCCAAUCAUGUUGAUCGCCACACUCCAUUCUGCUUUCUCUUCUUUGUGGUAUGCAUUUCUUUCGGUGUCGCCAUUGCUCACCAUAGCUGCGCUGCUCCAAAUCGUCUUCUCUGUGCAUUCGCACCUCUGUGCUCAUCUGUUCUCUCGUACUUCCCAAUCGCUCGGCAUUCCGAUUCGCUGGUCAUUUGGCCACUUUAGUCGCAUUUUGUUCCUUUCAAUCAAGAUAUCACGUUUGUUCCUAGCGCGUAGUCAUUUUGUCCUCUUCCAUUGUGUACUUUUUUACAACUAAGAAGCAGAUAACAUAUUUUUCCACGAACUGCUCUGCUUUUUGUCAACCAGGAUACCCCGCGAAUGACGUAUGAUGUGUUCCUG
Dicrocoelium dendriticum is the source of this 1285-nucleotide messenger RNA. The record is from the annotation of a GenBank genome assembly. NCBI's taxonomy places the organism in Eukaryota, Metazoa, Platyhelminthes, Trematoda, Plagiorchiida, Dicrocoeliidae.